Messenger RNA from Acanthoscelides obtectus, 1596 nucleotides. The record is from the annotation of a GenBank genome assembly. Lineage: Eukaryota; Metazoa; Arthropoda; Insecta; Coleoptera; Chrysomelidae.
GGAUGACAGUGACAGUAGUUCAUUUGCACCAUCAAAAGUUGUCAAAAGCAAAAAAAGGUUAGGUUAUAUUUGUUAUUUUUUUGAUAAAUAAUAAACAUGAUAUGAAGUACCGUAUCAAAUAAUAUGAUCAACAAAUCGUCAGCCUCUAUUGAGAAAUUAAUAUAAAGGAUAUGUUGUGAUGCAAACUUGAUUUUACCUUAUUGCACACAAAAUGGGGGCUUUAUCAAAGUUCCUGCUUGUUACUUUUGAGCUAGUCAAUGAGCUGUACACUGCUGUAGGGGCAGGUGUCCUGGGCAUGGUGGUUCUUGUUAAGCAUGGGCUUGAGUCGCACUGUGCUGUGAAGACAUUAACUGUAAUAGGCAUUACCACAGCUAGUCUAGUUUAUAUCAUGAGUGAGUCAGAACAAAUAUUACCGAAUAAGAAAAGAAUAGUCUGCAUUACUGGCUGUGACUCAGGACUGGGAUUUUCGUUGGCCCAACAUGCUGUUGACAUGGGGUUCACUGUAUUUGCUGGCUUUUUGAGUUUGGACUCGAGGGGUUCCAAAGAGAUACGUAAAUUGUAUGGUAAUAAAAUUGUACAGAUACAUUUGGACAUUACAAACACAAGUAGUGUGUCUGCAGCUGUGAAAACCCUAGAACAUUUUUUAAGUCAAAACCCUGGUUACAGCUUAUAUGCUAUUGUAAAUAAUGCUGGAGUGAUGGUAUUUGGAGAAUUUGAGUGGCUUACUGAGAAACUGAUCAAACAGCAACUUGAUGUGAACCUUAUGGGUACUUUUAGAUUCACAAAUGCACUGUGUCCAUUGCUGAGAGAGCAUAAAGGAAGAGUGAUAACAGUAACUAGUCACUGCUCUGAAGCAACACUACCUGGAUUGGCUGUUUAUGGGGCCACAAAAGCAGCACUGACAGCAUGGAGUGAUGGUCUGCGAGUAGAAAUGAGGAAAUAUGGAGUGCAAGUACUCACAUUCAUACCUGGAUCGUUCACAUUACAAAGCAACAUCAUGGGAAACCAACUGCAGAACGUACAAGAUAUGCACGACUCUUUUACACCAGAGCAACACAGUUUCUACAGUGAUUAUUUUAAAAGGUACAACAUAUAUUUAUCAUACAUUACCCCACCUCCCAAGCCAGUGAAGAUAGAAGAUCAUGGCAUGUAUACGGUUUUUGAAAAAACACUAACUGACAAGUACCCAAGAGCUGUGUAUAAGCAUGAAAACUUAAGAUACAAAUUUUACCAUACAAUGUUCAGGAUCAGCCCUGUGCCACUGCGGGAUUGGUUAGUAGUGAAGUUCAUGCAAAUGCCAGAGUAUAUUCCAGAAGACAGGGGGGAUCCAGAUGAAGACUUUGCUAAUAUGCCCACCGAUGAUGUUGAUACUGAUGCAUAAUUUAUAAGAUUUUACUGUUGUUGUCUCAAAUAGAUUCAAUUGGUGAAAUAAGUUGUCUACUUAUUCUAAUCAGUUGCACAAUGGUAACUGUCGAACUUGUCUGUGGACUAUGUUGACACAUGUUCUUGCAAAGAGUAAAUGCAAUCAACCACUUUAAUUCCGAGACAUCCCUAUAACAUAUAUAUACCUACAUAGGGGCGGAUUCAUGAUAACGC